AUGCACUGGCUAUCGAAACUCCUGGCCCUGGCGGCCACGAGUGCAGUGGGGACGAAUGCAUUUGAGUCCUCAAUCUUCACAUUCCAUGCGGACCAGCAGGCUUCCGCCGAUUCUACCGGAUCACAGACCGUCUCGGAAGAUGUUGCUCGACUUAUCCUAGAGCUCCGCAUGAGAUCGCCUUUACAUUCAAAGCUGGGAAGCAUGGAACCCGAUGUUGUGAACAAUCUUGAUCAGUAUGCGGAUUCUCAGUUCUCUCUUUUUGGAGGCUCAGAGGCCCAGGACACCCAAGGCCGGAGCAUCAUUUUCCUAGAGGGACUUGAUGAGGAAGUUGUUUCGACUCUACGCAAGAGUCAAGAUCAUAGCAUUUUUGUCCCCCAUGCUUCGCCAGCUCUGGUUAAUGAUGCCCUGGAGCCUCUGAUGAACAAGGCCAAUGGAAAGCAUUGCACAUAUAGCCAGCACGACGGCACAUCUCAGAACUCUCGGUCCAUUCGAGAGUGCCUCGCCUACAACCCCGUUCUCUCCCAUGGGAGCGGCUUAUCUGACCAUGACAUCCUCGGGCAGGUGGAUUCAAUGGAGACAUUCGUCAGCAAGAACACAAAAUUGACUAGUUCAAGACUGGUAUUCGAGAUAAAGUCAGUCAAAGCUGCCCAAAUCGCCAAGUCUCUCGAAGCUACCUUUGCCGAUCUGGCCAAGACAGCCCUAUCAUCCAACAUCGAGGUCACAGUUGUUGCCCUCCCAACAAUUGACCACACCCAGGAAUCCGCGCCCGUCCAACGGCGCUCCGUGGAGGCACGAUCUCAAUCACCCGCUUUUGUAUCUGAAAGGUCCUCCGCGGAAUUCGUGCACUCAAACCUCGCACCCGUAUGCCACGCCUCGAACUCUUCCUGCGAAGACGCAACAAACAACUGCUCCGGCCACGGAUCCUGCUAUCUGAAAUUCGGACCCGGUAACGAGGACGCCAAGGGUAACUGCUACGCCUGCAAAUGCCGACAAACGACGGUGAAAAAUAGCGACGGAUCUGUCAAGAAGAUCCAGUGGGGUGGCGUAGCUUGUCAGAAGGAGGAUAUCAGUUCUCCAUUCUUUCUGAUUGCCAGCGUUACCAUCUUGGUUAUUGUUCUGGCUGGUAGCGCUAUCGGAAUGCUUUUCAGCAUGGGCAGCGAGCCACUUCCCAGUGUUAUUGGUGCUGGAGUGGGCACUACAAAAACACAGUCGUGA
This is a messenger RNA of Penicillium manginii, 1215 nucleotides long. RefSeq names its product DUF3844 domain-containing protein. Lineage: Eukaryota; Fungi; Ascomycota; Eurotiomycetes; Eurotiales; Aspergillaceae. The transcript is spliced from 4 exons. The coding region runs from base 1 to 1215 and encodes 404 amino acids. The record is from RefSeq and is a predicted model, not a curated record. Gene Ontology annotation, cellular component: endoplasmic reticulum.